AUGCACCACCUGCAAGGCGCACGCGACCGCCUGGCCAAGCUGCCGGACGAGGACCGCCGCUCGCAGGCGGCGGCCCUGGCGCUGCGCUUCGCGGCGCUGCUGGGCGGCAGCGACGACGAGGAUGAAGGGGAGGGCGGCGGAGACCAGCUGCUGGCCGGGGCCUGA
Molecule: messenger RNA, 165 nt
Organism: Monoraphidium neglectum
Lineage: Eukaryota; Viridiplantae; Chlorophyta; Chlorophyceae; Sphaeropleales; Selenastraceae
Exons: 2
Coding region: 1-165 (54 amino acids)
Source: RefSeq, a predicted model, not a curated record